AAAAAAAAUAGAUUACAUUAAAAAGUCAUUAAAAAACAAUAGGCACAUAAAACACUUAAGACCUACACUAAUUAAACAAAAAUAAACGCAAUAAUUAGACAUUGCCAAAAAGUGUUAUAUUCACAAUGCGAGGAAGAAAAAGGUCUUUGAUGAGGGAAAAUAUAAUGAGGUUUCUUUUGGAGGAGAGAUCGCUUGCACCUGAAAAGCCACCAACACCCAUAUCUUCCCCAAAAAAAGAAAAGGAGAAACCUAAACCAAAGCCAAAGCCAACCAACUCUAGGCAACAUCAUAAGGUAGACUUGAUCCUUUCCAGGAAAACCGGGAAGCCGACUCCCCAAAGCCUGUCGUCAUGCCUGAUCACUACUUCGCCUAUCAUAAGAAUGGCCGGAGGGGCCAACAAUCCGGCAGAACGAAGUACCGGAAAGCUGCCGACAACCGACAGCCAAUGUCCACUGAAAGCACCAGGAAUCCAAUUCCUGAUGCACAGAGAAACAAAUGUGUCCACGCAUGAGGUAAAGAUGUCUCCAUCAGUAACUCCGUUUAUAAAGCCAUCACCACAAUGCACUAAAUCAAAAAUACCGGAUGACCGUCCGUUUAAGGAUCAAAGGACCCAGACACUCUAUAGAGAAUCCUCGGCACAAACCUUGGCGUACCUGCCAAAUGUUCUAGAUAAAAAGCAAACCCUUGAACUAUUUUCUUUGCCAUCAGUGCUGCCUGGAGAAGGACCCCCGGGCCUAAAUGAGGUCGAGAUCCUGGAUCGCGCCAGGAAGCGAUGGGAGUUCAAGGAAGUCCUCAAAACAAAUUUGAAUAUUCUUAGCAAAGAUGCCAAGAAAAAAGCCAUAAAGAUCCAAUACAAGUCCAUAUUAGAAGCCUUCGAGUGGGAGCAAUGGAUCCAGCGUGAGGAGUACAUACAGGAGUGCCAGAUGAUGCGCCUGGAGAUUGUGAUCAAGAUGUUCGACAAGCGGGAGAAGCAGAUGCACACCGCCUCCAAGUCGCGGAUUGAGAAAGCCUGCGAGGAAAUCGAGAAGCGACGUCUGGCCGAUUUGCAGAAAAACGAAAUUCAGUACAAUAGAGGAAUGCGCCGCUUGGAGAUGACCCUUUCCAAAAUCCCCCGAAAGUGGGAGAAGCAAAGCCCAUUGGAGGCACUUGGAUCCAUGUGCUCUGAGUUCUAUGCGCCGCUCUUGCGACACGGAGUCGAUCCAGCCCGUCGAAGCUUCGUGUCGAAAACUAAACGCAAGGCUUUCGACAUGAGAAUCGACGAUCUGGAAAAGCAGGUCAACAUGAGCAAUCUAAUAUGUCCGUUCAGAAAACUGAAGGACUGGUCCAAGCCGAAGGAACCUAUCAGGGAGUACGAGCAAAACUUCUGCAAUGAGGAGCAUUUGCAGACUCUCUUUGAGGACCUAAAGAUUCUUAGAACACAAAAAAAAGAAUAUAAGGAAGAACCGAAGUGUCUCUUUAAGCGCCCGAAACCAGUAAUACAACGGGAAGCCUCCGUCUUUAAUCUUACCCACUUUGGCGGGCUCUACGACAGGCACGGAUACGAUGUGUUGAGGUCGGACCGCAAAAAGUCCGCAAUGGAGUGGGAUCCAAAAGGAUACUUUUUGCCGCCUCAGGCCAAAACUGACUUAAUGAAAAAGGAGAGAUACAAACAAGAUUUGGAGAACAUACUGAACUCAUACGAGGGCACUUAUAUUGGCUGGGUGAUGCAGUUCCUGUCGGACGAAAUGUCCCGCCUCCAAGAACAGAGGAAGCUCCACUUCUUCUGUAUGAUGGCGCAGAAAGAGCGCUGGCGGCGCGAGGCGGAGGAAGGUGGGCUGAGGCAGAAGGAGAAUGAGCUGAGAUUCCUGUACGAAGAACUGUUCCAGGAGAUUAACUCGGCCAACAACGAAGUCGCUACAAAGUACAUCAAUAACAUCCUAGACACAGACGCCGUCUACGAGACCCAAAACCAAGCUAUCAUUUCGGUGACUCAUCUGGCGAAACAAAUCGACGCCGACCUCGAACGAUGGCUCGAGAGUUUCAAGUUAAUUCAGAACCCCCUUACUUUCAUUCCGCUGCGAAUGAUGCUUAAGGACAUGUUAGUCCCCGAUUUGGAUGCAGCACAACGCCGCCACGAAAGCUCCCUAAUCGUGCAGCACGUAUUGGAGGAUGUGCUCUUUCCGGGAAUUUGGGAGGAACUCGAUCCUUUCGAUAUUGGCACCACGCUGACGAGCGACUUGAUUGACCGCCUGAUCGACAACGAUCUGUACCUGUUCUCCACGGACAGCGAGGACGAUGUUCCCCGCAAGCUCUCCUGGUACGAGGCCAGGGCAAUAAUCAGAAAGCUUAUCCGGCAGGCCGUUCCGGGAAAGCGCUGGAUGGAGGAGAAUGAAAGGAUUGCCUGCACAAUAUACACGAGUUUCCUCGACGAGUUGUUUGCAGAAAUAGAAUACAGGAUGGAGAACCCGCCGCCAGUAAAUCCAAAUGACAUUGCCCACCUGCACGCAACUAUGUCUCAUAAUAGGAUUGCACUGACGGAUGACAUUCGACAGAAUGAGGCUAUUGAUCUAACGACAUUAAUGAAUUUGCCUUCCUUCUCGGAUACAGAGGUGAAGAAAGUUCAGCUCCUGGCACUGAUCAAGAAAAUAAAAUGGGAUCAAAUUACCAAGGAUUUAAAAAACUUGGACGUUUACCAGGGUUCCGACCCAGAUGAAUUUGACAUUUAUAUUAAAACAGAAAAUAUUAAUCCCAUGCAUGAUUUGAAACCAUGUUUGAGCGAAGUUUUUAGCAUAACAAGCACUUUGGAUGUUGCCGAAGAAGAGGACUUGCAACCUUUCAGAGGCCGUAGAAAGACCAACGAAGUGGAUUUAGAUUCAACCCUUUACGAAUUUGAUGCCGUCAUUUCUUCAAUAGAACUUAAGGACACUGUAGAGGAGAAAAACAUCGAAUCGUCGGAAUCACCGCCUAAAAUGGAUGAGAAGACAUCUAUAUUUGUUGGAAGUACGAUUGUACAACCAUUUGUUAACCGCGACACCCAGGCAUCGAUAGAAAGGCGCCUAAUCAGAAAUAGGCCAAAAACAAUAAUCCCAUCUGCCACAAACUCAUCUGAAAAUCUAGCAAAAACUGAUACAAGCGGAUACUCGAAUUUUUCGGAGGUAGCUAAAAAAAAAUUCUCUGUGAUAGCUCCCGUUGGCAUCGACGACCGCCAUUCUGUAAUAUCGUUCUCGCCCGAGAAAAAGAGUCAAAAGAGCGAUCAUCAACUGUCUUUUAUAGAUCUAGACAACACUCAGUCGGGCCAAGUGGUAUCUAUAUUCCAAAGCCUGAAAUCGAUUAUACCCGAGCAGCACAGUGACGACGACCUACUCAUCCGAAAUCACGAAAGAAGGACAAUUAACUCUAAGAGUACCCCAAAUAUAAACACGAAUACAAAUUUAAGCGAAUAGACGCGCCCAGAAUUCGGUUAUUCAUUCGAUUUUUGACAAUUCCCUUAGCCGAUCAUUGUCUGAAUUCGACCAACAUACAUACUGUGAAUGUGAUAUAUUAAAUACAUUAGCAUAAAAAUA
Messenger RNA from Drosophila ananassae, 3542 nucleotides. RefSeq names its product cilia- and flagella-associated protein 91. The transcript has 3 exons. NCBI's taxonomy places the organism in Eukaryota, Metazoa, Arthropoda, Insecta, Diptera, Drosophilidae. The record is from RefSeq and is a predicted model, not a curated record. The coding region runs from base 126 to 3422 and encodes 1098 amino acids.